This is a messenger RNA of Daldinia caldariorum, 1601 nucleotides long. RefSeq lists its product as uncharacterized. The transcript has 4 exons. The record is from RefSeq and is a predicted model, not a curated record. Bases 230 to 1546 code for a protein of 438 amino acids. Lineage: Eukaryota; Fungi; Ascomycota; Sordariomycetes; Xylariales; Hypoxylaceae.
UGACGAGCUGCUCUUCGAGCCUGCAGGGUCAUAGUCUCUACGACGAGGAAUAUCGUAAGAUCUUAGCACUAAAAUUCGUAGCUGGAGGUGAAAGGUCCGUUGAGUUGUUGCAAGGAUUAAUGAUUUACUGUUCUUGGUAAGUUGAGUUUACUAUCUAGUUUCUACACCUAUACCUGGGUAUCCCUUUCAUCUACGUCCGAAGAAUAGGCAGUCACACCAAUAUCUACGGAUGGCUGUAGACAUAGUACGGGAGUUAAAAUUAGACGAAGAAACACGAAUGGAUCUCGCGACCAUGCCACCCGAAAUAAAGGCAGCUAAGUUGCAAGGCUUUCGGGCGUAUCUUUCUUGUUUCUACCAUAGCUCAAUAUACGCCUGGUCAUGGACUAAGUCGUAUACAAUGAGAUACACUCCAUGGAUGGCCAAGUGUUGCAAUAUGCUAGAGCAAUACAGCGACCUCGAACAGGAUCACAUACUCGUCUGGCUUGUCCGUCUACAGCACGUGCUAAAUGAGUUCGAAGAGCUGCGUAGGAUUCAUAAAAAUCACCAUGCCAGCAACCAGAGCAAUCACCAUAAACAGCUUAUUCAGGCUGGCCUUGAGGCGCAACUGCGGGACUUCCAGGCUAGAAUUCCCAGCCACCUCUCAACUAAGCCGAGUGUCGUGAUGGCCUCUCUCAAUGCCGACGCAUUCAUCGUAGCUGCGCCUCUCAUGCAGACGAUGCGCCCACGUCCGGAAGAUGCGACGGCGCUUAUGAUCGACCCCUCCAAACUUCAAUCCGCCGCGUAUACGGCACGGACGUUCUUAGACUACGUCUCUAACCUCUCCCCAACGCAGAUGAGCUACCUCUGUGGAGCUGACUUCGCACGCUUCAUUAUGGUAAUCAUUCUCAGCUAUCGUCUUGCAUUCCCCAUGUCGUUCUGCCCUGGCUAUGAUUACUCUCAGGGUCGUAAAAUCCUGGACUUCGGCAAUUAUAUUACCAAGCUGUCAAGCAGUGACGACGACGACGACGACGGUAGUGACAGUACUAGCGGCGGUGCUGUCGCGAAUGACGGUGCGAGAAAAGCUACAAAGAAAGCAGACGUCGUUAGUGCUCUCAAAGUCGUCCUAGGAUCUGUAAAAGCUAGUUUCGAGAAAAAGUCGGCCGUGUUAGAAGCUGCCGCUGAGGAACAUAACAGGAGAGCGCGGCUAUGCCCAAUGUUCGACGGAAGUCUUGAGCAGUAUCUUCCGCAGUGGGAAGGAAGAGGGCAGCAAGGAAGCAGUAACAGCAAUGGCAACAUCACUUCGGGCUCGUCAUACGCACCAUCCUCGCACAGCGGGAGUGGGACAUGCGCGCCUCAUCACGUAGCGCCGUCGACGACGGGCGAAGGAGUGGAUUUCCCAGAAUCAGCAAAGCCAAUGUUGUUCCACGACCUUUGGGCGACUAUGACGAUGGGGUGGGCUACGGAUCUGGAUGCAGGUUUGCAGCAGGGAGUGGAGAUACCGAGAAUGGACGACGUCGAAGAAUAUGUCGAUCUUAUGGGCAUGAGGGGGCAGUAUCACGGUCUAUGAUCGUGAUGAAGAAACAAUCCUUGGAUUUGCGGUCCCUGGCGUCUUAAGUCUAACU